This is a messenger RNA of Micromonas pusilla CCMP1545, 2247 nucleotides long. RefSeq lists its product as uncharacterized. Gene Ontology annotation, molecular function: ATP binding; RNA binding; RNA helicase activity. Lineage: Eukaryota; Viridiplantae; Chlorophyta; Mamiellophyceae; Mamiellales; Mamiellaceae. The coding region runs from base 1 to 2247 and encodes 748 amino acids. The record is from RefSeq and is a predicted model, not a curated record. The transcript has 2 exons.
AUGGGGUCCACGAAGGUCAAAAAGUCGAAGCACGCCGAGGCCGAGCCCAUGCAGGAGCCCGGCAAGCGCAAGCGCAAGGAGGUCGAGUCCGCGAAGAAAGCGGCGAAGGUGGAGAAACCCGCGAAGCAGUCGAAGAAGAAGCUCGAGGAGGACCUCGCCGCCGCCGCCGCGCUCGCGGCGAAGAAGAAGAAAAAGGCGGCGGAAUCGUCCGACAGCGAGAGCGACAGCGACAGCGACUCGUCGUCCUCGGACUCGUCGUCCUCGGACUCGGACUCGUCCUCCUCGGACUCCGACGCGGAGGACGCCCCCGCGCCGGCGACGCCGUCCGCGUCGAAAUCCGACGAGGCGAACGAGGACGCGUCCCCCGAGGACGAUCCUCUGCGCGUCUCCAACUUUAACAUCUCUCGAGAGGUGUGCGCGCGCCUGGAGACGAAAGGGAUCACGUCUCUGUACGGCAUCCAAGCGCAGACGUUCCAGCACGUCCUCGACGGGAAAGACAUCGUCGCGAGAGCGAAGACGGGGUGCGGGAAGACGCUCGCGUUCGUCCUCCCGAUCGUCGAGGCGAUCAACCGCGAACACCCGGUGCCAGCGAACGGUCGCCGCGCGCAAGGCCGAGCCCCCGUCGUCGCGCUGCUCGCGCCGACGCGCGAGCUCGCGAAGCAGGUCCACGCGGACUUUCAACACAUCGGGCACGCGUUCAAGCUCACGGCGAUAUGCGUGUACGGCGGCGCGCCGUACGGGGACCAGCAGCGGCUGUUGCGCGCGGGAUGCGACAUCGUCAUCGGCACCCCGGGGCGGAUGAAGGAUCAUCUGGAACGCAAGACGCUGAGCUUCGAUAAGCUCCGCUUCCGCGUUUUGGACGAGGCGGACGAGAUGCUGAACAUGGGGUUCGUGGAGGACAUAGAGAUGAUCCUGAACCACGCGAAGGAUAACGAGAAACUUCAGACGCUGCUGUUCAGCGCGACGUUGCCGAAGUGGGUCGCGGACAUCUCGCGAAGGUUCCUUCAGCCCGACCACGUCACCGUGGACCUCGUCGGGGACGAGAAACAGAAGGCGUCCGCAGCCGUGACCCACAUGCUUCUGAACUGCCAGUGGAGCGAGCGCACCGAGCUCGUGUGCGACUUGAUCCGCGCGAAGGUACCCGGGGACGGCCGCGUCAUCGUGUUCUGCGACACCAAGCGCGACUGCGGCGAGCUCCAGGAGGCGCUGCAGAAGGAGCUCGAGAAGGGCGCGAAGGCGCUCCACGGCGACGUGAACCAAGCCCAGCGCGAGGUCGUCCUCGCCGGGUUCAGGGCGAACAAGUUCCAGACGUUGGUCGCAACGGACGUCGCCGCGCGCGGGCUCGACAUCAGCGGCGUCGAGCUCGUCGUGCAGUGCGAACCUCCGAAGGAACCGGAGACGUACAUUCACAGGAGCGGACGCACCGGGCGCGGCGGCGCGACGGGCGAAUGCGUGACGCUCUGCACGCCCAGGAACGAGUGGGCGAUCCCGAACAUCGAGCGCAAGGGCGGGUUUAAGUUUCAGAGAAUCGCGCCUCCGCAACCCGCGGAGAUGGCCGCCGCGGCCGCGAAGAUUGUCAUCGCGCAGGUGCGCGCGGUGGCCAAGGGCGCGGCGAAGAUGUUCAUGGACGCCGCGAAGGAGCUCCUCGAGGGCGGCGCGGGCGAGCACGACGAGGGCGCGGAUCCGACGGAGAUGCUCGCCGCGGCGCUGGCGAAACUCGCCGGUCACGGCGAGCUCCGAACGCGCUCGCUCCUGACGUCGCACACCGGGCAGACGACGCUGCUGUUCGCCGCGGGCGGGACGACGGAGAUUCGAACGCCGACGUACGUCUGGAAUUUUUUACGCCAACGCCUGGACGAGAGCGACCUUCAGAUUCGAAGGCUGACGUUGUGCGCGGACAGCAAAGGCGCGGUGUUCGACGUCCCGAGCGAGCUCGCGGACAAGUUCACUGCGCUGAGCGAGAACCAAGAGAGCGGUCCGACGCCGAUCGCGAUCACCGUCUGCGAGGAACUCCCGGAGCUCGUCGUGCGCCCGGGGGGCGGCGGCGCGGGCGGUGGCGGCCGAGGAGGAGGCUUCGGCGGCGGGAGAGGCGGUAGAGGCGGGUUCAACGGCGGGAGAGGCGGUCGAGGCGGGUUCAGCCCGGGUGGCCGGGGCGGUCGAGGCGGAUUCAGCCCGGGCGGUCGCGGUCGCGGCGGGGGUGGGCGAUUCGGAGGCGGCGGCCGAGGAGGAGGACGGGGCCGCGGUUGA